AUGGAGAGUUUGCCUGAGGACUAUGACUCCAUACCUGGAGAUAAUGCCAACCCGGAGACCCCCGGCCCGGAGCCACCUCAGAAGGGGACUGAAGAGUCUGAGGCAGACACUUCUCAGGACACUGAAGCCAAGUCCCAGCAGGAACCAGGGAUCCUUGAGGACACUAGGCCUGAGGACUUUUCUCAAAAAAAGACUGAAGACACGUCCCCGGAAAAAACAGGGUCACAGAUUCCCGAGGAGACUCAACCAGACGCUCCUCAGGGCACUGAAGUCCAGACCCAGGAGGAUACAGAGGAAAAGCCCUCUGCAAAGACAGAGCCAGAGAUUCCUAAGGACACUGAGGUUGAGACUCCUCAAGACACUGAACCCCAGUCCCAGGGGGAGUUAAAGCCAGGGAUCUCUCAGGAAACUAAGCUUGAGGGCUUAACUCAACAAGAAAAGUCCCCUGAAAAGGCAGAGUCAGAGAUCCCUAAGGACACUGAGGCAGAGACUCCUCAGGGAGCUGAAGCCCAGUCCCAGGAGAAGUUAAAGCCAAAGAUCUCUCAGGAAACUAAGCUUGAGGGCUUAACUCAACAAGAAAAGUCCCCUGAAAAGGCAGAGUCAGAGAUCCCUAAGGACACUGAGGCAGAGACUCCUCAGGGAGCUGAAGCCCAGUCCCAGGAGAAGUUAAAGCCAAAGAUCUCUCAGGAAACUAAGCUUGAGGGCUUAACUCAACAAGAAAAGUCCCCUGAAAAGGCAGAGUCAGAGAUUCCUAAGGAAACUGAGGCAGAGACUCCUCAAGACACUGAACCCCAGUCCCAGGGGGAGUUAAAGCCAGGGAUCUCUCAGGAAACUAAGCUUGAGGACUUAACUCAACAAGAAAAGUCCCCUGAAAAGGCAGAGUCAGAGAUCCCCAAGGACACUGAGGCAGAGACUCUUCCUGGUGCUGAAACCCAGGCCCAGGAGGAGUUAAAGCCAAAGAUCUCUCAGGAAACUAAGCUUGAGGACUUAACUCAGCAAGAAAAGUCCCCUGAAAAGGCAGCUUCAGAGAUCCCCAAGGACACUGAGGCAGAGACUCUUCCUGGUGUUGAAACCCAGGCCCAGGAGGAGUUAAAGCCAAGGAUCUCUCAGGAAACUAAGCUUGAGGACUUAACUCAGCAAGAAAAGUCCCCUGAAAAGGCAGCUUCAGAGAUCCCUAAGGACACUGAGGCAGAGACUCCUCAUGAUGCUGAAACUCAGUCCCAGGAGAAGUUAAAGCCAAAGAUCUCUCAGGAAACUAAGCUUGAGGACUUAGCUCAACAAGAAAAGUCCCCUGAAAAGGCAGAGUCAGAGAUCCCUAAGGACACUGAGGCAGAGACUCCUCAUGAUGCUGAAACUCAGUCCCAGGAGAAGUUAAAGCCAAGGAUCUCUCAGGAAACUAAGCUUGAGGACUUAGCUCAACAAGAAAAGUCCCCUGAAAAGGCAGAGUCAGAGAUCCCCAAGGAAACUGAGGCAGAGACUCUUCCUGGUGUUGAAACCCAGGCCCAGGAGGAGUUAAAGCCAAAGAUCUCUCAGGAAACUAAGCUUGAGGACUUAACUCAACAAGAAAAGUCCCCUGAAAAGGCAGAGUUAGAGAUCCCCAAGGACACUGAGGCAGAGACUCCUCAUGAUGCAGAAACCCAGGCCCAGGAGGAGUUAAAGUCAAGGAUUUCUCAGGAAACUAUGCUUGAAGACUUAACUGAACAAGAAAAACCCCCUGAAAAGGCAGAGUCAGAGAUUCCUAAGGACACUGAGGCAGAGACUCUUCCUGGUGCUGAAACCCAGGCCCAGGAGGAGUUAAAGCCAAGGAUCUCUCAGGAAACUAAGCUUGAGGACUUAACUGAACAAGAAAAAUCCCCUGAAAAGGCAGAGCCAGAGACUGCUCCGGGUACUAAAGUUGAACCAGAGAUUCCUCAGGAAACUGAGUUUGAGAAAGAAAGGCCACAGGUAUCAGAGGUGGAACAUGGAUUUGCUGAGGAAGACAUGCUAACAUGGAGCAAAUAUCGUGAUUCCUUUGUCGAGAGUGAGACAGAGACUCAUACUAAGGCUUUGGAAUCUGUUGGAGGAAAGGCCCAGAAGUGGUCAUCCUCAGAGAGUACCCUAGGUGUUCCCUCUAAAGAACAGCUCAGCUUUGAAGGUCAUAAAGGGUCCAUAUCCAAGUCCAUAAAAUUUAAUUCCCUCUUGGCUGAGGAUGAAAAAGAAGCCUUUGCUAGAAAGAUAUCUAUAAAAGACAUUAAGGAAGUCAAAGAGGUAGUCAUGCUUGAAACCAGUUCAGAACCAGCCUCAGAAUCUGACAUCCAGGAAGAACAACAACCUGAAAUCACUAAGACACAUUACCUCACAUGGAGCCCAGAAGAUGUUGCAGAGUGGAUUAGCCAACUAGGGUUUCCUCAAUACAAGGAAUGUUUUACAACAAAUUUCAUCAGUGGCCGGAAACUCAUCCAUGUUAACUGUUCAAACCUUCCUCAGAUGGGGAUAACAGAUUUUGAGGAUAUGAAGGUGAUUUCACGUCACACACGGGAGCUACUUGGAAUUGAAGAACCAUUAUUCAGUCGCAGCAUUUCCCUUCCCUACCGGGACAACAUGGGCUUAUUUUUGGAACGAAAAGGUCAUUCCGGGGUAAAAUCUGAUGCUUUGACCCUAUGUGGUUUUAUUGAAGAAGCAGGAUUACCUAAAGGUGAUAAGAAAGAUGAUCCUUGCGCAAAAAAGAAGAAAAAGAAAAAGAAAAAACCAAUGGCUCUUGCACAUAGUUUAAAAGAUAAAAUUAAACUCAUUUAAAGAAAGUACAGAGUUUUCUCCCAGCAAAGGCUCAAAUUACUCAGAAUUACUGGUUCUUUUUCUAGCUUAAGGACUUAUUUAUUUUACCUGCUGUGUUGCAUUUUAUUUCUUCUUUACAGUGAAGAUGAGAAUAUGGAUUUAAUUGCAUCAGGGAAAUUGUGAUGGUUUUUAAUGUAUAAUUCAAAUAAUGCUGUCUGGUUGUAUGAACAAAAUGGGUUGUAGAAGUAACAAGAGGUUUGAAAUGUUACCCAUUAUAGAUUUGGGCUUUGAGUUUACCUACAUUAUAUUUUGUAGUGUUGCUCAAGCAUUUCUUAAAUGGCAUCUAGGCUAAGGUUCACCCAAGCAUGAUUGCUUCACAAGAGAAAUUUUGGGCCAAUUAUUACUGCUAAAACUGAAUUAUGACACUAACAUGACUUUAUAUUUUUAUUGUUCUUUCUCUUCCAUUUUACUUUAAAAAUCUUAGAAACUCUUCUAGGGCUAUACUAAGCCAGAAAGGCCUGUGACAUCUACUCAGAUUCUCAGCAUUUGGCUCAAUAUUCAUUUUCAAGGAAAUUUAUUUCCUCCAACUUAUUUCCUUGGAGAGAAUAAACUGUUUCUCAGAUUGGCAUUCAUGCCAGAUGUUACAUUUGGACAAAAAGCUAAUUUCUUCGCAUAUUAAACUACCAAAAUUUAGUCUAAAAGUGCUCUAACAUCAUGUCACUGAGCUUGGCUGGCUCACAAUUAAGCAAAAGCCAAAAUGCAAAUGAUUAGCCUAAAACCGUUGACAUUUAUAUUUACAUUGAAUAAUUUUGUCUCAAGAGUUUGAAUUCUCAGACUAUACAGUGUCAUAUUGUCUGCCAACCUUGAUACCAUUACUAUUACUACUGUUGUUAGCAUUAUUGGGGGGAAAAAAGGAUUGGUAAAACAUUUAGAAAGUACAAUUAUUCACACUUAUUACAUCUAUUUAAAAAUAAACAUUUUAUAUUUUGCAAAA
This is a messenger RNA of Monodelphis domestica (gray short-tailed opossum), 3748 nucleotides long. RefSeq names its product sterile alpha motif domain containing 15 (gene SAMD15). Gene Ontology annotation, molecular function: protein binding. NCBI's taxonomy places the organism in Eukaryota, Metazoa, Chordata, Mammalia, Didelphimorphia, Didelphidae. The record is from RefSeq and is a predicted model, not a curated record.